AUGGCGACAACCGCAGUUUCUCCUGCAGCCUCCCCACCUCUGCAGUCCAGCAACGCCUUGCAGGAGUCGCACUAGCGCCGCCGCCACAAACUGACCUGUCCUUGGCACAACAUAACUAAAGAAGGUUCUGCAGGAUGAAAAGAUGGCAGCACGGCUGCUUGCACCACCAGGCCCUGAUAGUUUUAGACCUUUCACUCCCGAGUCUCUGGAUAACAUCGAGAAGCGCAUUGCAGAAGAAAAGAAGAAGCGUCCUAAACAAGACAGCAGUCAUAGAGAUGAUGACGAAGACAGCAAACCAAAACCAAACAGUGAUCUGGAGGCAGGGAAGAAUUUGCCUUUCAUCUACGGGGACAUCCCGAAAGGUUUGGUUGCUGUACCACUGGAGGACUUUGACCCUUACUAUAUGACGGAGAAAACCUUUGUAGUACUAAACAGAGGCAAAACGCUCUUCCGAUUUAGUGCCACACCUGCCUUGUACAUUUUAAGUCCUUUUAAUCUGCUUAGGAGAAUAGCUAUUAAAAUUUUGAUACAUUCAGUAUUUAGCAUGAUCAUCAUGUGCACUAUUGUGACGAACUGUGUGUUCAUGACUUUUAGUGACCCACCGGACUGGUCGAAGCAGGUGGAGUAUACGUUCACUGGUAUUUAUACAUUUGAAUCCCUCGUGAAAAUUAUUGCAAGAGGCUUCUGCAUAGAUGGUUUCACUUUUCUUCGUGACCCAUGGAACUGGCUAGACUUCAGUGUCAUCAUGAUGGCAUAUGUCACAGAGUUUGUGGACCUUGGGAAUGUGUCAGCCUUGAGAACUUUCAGAGUUCUCCGAGCUUUGAAAACUAUCUCUGUCAUUCCAGGCUUAAAGACCAUCGUGGGAGCCCUGAUUCAGUCUGUGAAGAAGUUGUCGGAUGUGAUGAUUUUGACAGUCUUUUGUCUCAGUGUAUUUGCUUUAAUUGGGCUACAGCUGUUCAUGGGGAAUCUAAGGAACAAGUGUGUUAUCUGGCCCAUUGACCUCAAUGAGACCUAUUUGGAUAAUGGCACCAAGGGCUUUGACUGGGAAGAAUACUCCAACAACUUCUCAAAUUUUUACACAAUACCUGGGUUUCUUGAUCCUUUGUUAUGUGGGAACAGCUCAGAUGCAGGCCAAUGCCCUGAGGGCUAUACGUGCAUGAAAGCAGGAAGGAAUCCAAACUAUGGCUAUACCAGCUUCGACACUUUCAGUUGGGCUUUCCUGGCCUUAUUUCGCCUUAUGACUCAGGAUUUUUGGGAAAACUUGUAUCAGUUAACCUUGCGAGCAGCAGGAAAAACAUACAUGAUAUUUUUUGUCUUGGUUAUAUUUGUUGGGUCAUUCUAUUUGGUGAAUUUGAUUUUGGCUGUGGUGGCCAUGGCCUAUGAAGAGCAAAACCAGGCCACGCUGGAAGAGGCAGAGCAAAAGGAAGCAGAAUUCAAGGCCAUGUUGGAACAGCUGAAAAAACAGCAAGAAGAUGCCCAGGCUGCAGCCAUGGCCACUUCAGCAGGGACAGUUUCUGAAGAUGCUGUGGAAGAUGACGGUGGCGGAAGGAUGUCUCAGAGCUCAUCAGAGUUCUCCAAGCUCAGCUCAAAGAGUGCCAAAGAAAGGCGAAACAGGAGGAGGAAACGGAAGCAAAAGGAGCUGUCUGAAGGAGAGGAGAAGGGAGAUGUCGAGAAGGUGUUUAAGUCAGAAUCAGAAGACGGGAUGAGGAGAAAGGUCUUCCGCUUGCCAGACAACAGAUUGGGGCGGAAGCUUUCAAUCAUGAACCAGUCAUUGCUUAGCAUCCCAGGAUCCCCCUACCUCUCCCGACAUAAUAGCAAAAGCAGCAUCUUCAGCUUCAAGAGAGGCUUCCGUGACCCAGGUUCAGAAAAUGAAUUUGCCGAUGAUGAACACAGCACUGUGGAAGAGAGCGAGGGCAGGAGGGAUUCCCUCUUCAUCCCUAUCCGGGGCCAUGAGCGGAAAAGCAGCUACAGUGGUUACAGUGGUUACAGCCAGGGAAGCAGAUCGUCCCGCAUCUUUCCCAGCAUCCGUCGGAAUGUGAAGCGGAACAGCACCGUGGACUGCAAUGGUGUGGUCUCCCUGAUUGGUGGUCCAAACUCCAACAUACCCAGCGGACGGCUUCUGCCUGAGGUGAAAAUAGAUAAGGCAGCUACUGAUGACAGCGGAACCACUGAGGUGGAAAUUAAAAAGAAACCUGCUGGGUCUCUCUUAGUAUCAAUGGACCAGCUGAAUGCAUCCUUUGGAAGGAAGGACCGUACCAACAGUAUAAUGACUGUUAUAACAAAUACUCUUGUAGAAGAGCUAGAAGAAUCUCAGCGAAAAUGCCCCCCUUGCUGGUACAAAUUUGCCAACACCUUCCUCAUCUGGGAGUGCCACCCACACUGGGUGAAGUUAAAAGAGAUCGUCAAUUGUAUUGUUAUGGAUCCUUUUGUGGAUUUAGCCAUUACCAUCUGUAUUGUUUUGAAUACUCUUUUCAUGGCAAUGGAACACCAUCCCAUGACCCCACAGUUUGAACAUGUCUUGUCUGUAGGAAAUCUGGUUUUCACUGGAAUAUUCACGGCUGAAAUGUUUCUGAAGUUGGUUGCAAUGGACCCUUACUAUUAUUUUCAAGAAGGUUGGAAUAUUUUUGAUGGAUUUAUCGUGUCUCUGAGCUUACUGGAACUGAUGCUAGCAGAUGUAGAAGGGCUUUCCGUGUUGCGAUCUUUCAGAUUGUUGAGGGUCUUCAAGCUGGCAAAAUCCUGGCCAACUCUGAACAUGUUGAUCAAAAUCAUUGGUAACUCAGUGGGUGCCUUGGGUAACUUGACCUUGGUGCUGGCUAUCAUCGUUUUCAUCUUUGCUGUGGUUGGGAUGCAGCUUUUUGGCAAGAGCUACAAGGAAUGUGUCUGCAAGAUCAACCCUGACUGUGUGCUCCCACGAUGGCACAUGAAUGACUUCUUCCACUCUUUUCUUAUCGUCUUCCGUGUGCUGUGUGGGGAAUGGAUUGAAACCAUGUGGGACUGUAUGGAAGUUGCAGGACAGGCGAUGUGCCUUUGUGUCUUCAUGAUGGUGAUGGUCAUUGGAAAUUUGGUGGUGCUGAACCUGUUCUUGGCCUUGCUGCUGAGCUCCUUCAGUGCAGACAAUCUAGCCGCAACUGAUGAUGAUGGUGAGAUGAACAACUUGCAGAUCUCUGUCAUCCGAAUCAAGAAGGGCGUUGCCUGGGCAAAGAUCAAAGUGCAUGAUUUUGUGCAGACUCACUUCAAGCAGAGGGAGGCUGAUGAAGUCAAGCCCUUGGACCAGCUGUACGACAAGAAGAUGAACUGCAUUGCCAACCACACGGGGGCUGACAUCAACCGGGAGAUCGAUUACCAGAAAAACGGCAACGGAACUACCAGUGGCAUUGGCAGCAGUGUGGAAAAGUACAUCAUUGAUGAAGAUCACAUGUCUUUCAUCAACAACCCCAACCUCACUGUCCGUGUCCCCAUAGCUGUGGGAGAGUCUGACUUUGAGAACCUCAAUACAGAAGAUUUUAGCAGUGAGACCGAUGGCAGCAAAGAGAAACUGGAUGAUACCAGCUCGUCAGAGGGCAGCACCAUUGAUAUAAAGCCAGAAGCAGAAGAAGUUCCUGUGGAAGCCCCGGAAGAAUAUCUGGACCCUGAUGCAUGCUUCACAGAAGGCUGCGUGCAACGGUUUCAGUGCUGUGACGUCAACAUUGAAGAAGGAAAGGGAAAGUCUUGGUGGAAUUUACGGAAAACUUGCUUUUUAAUUGUAGAGCAUAACUGGUUUGAGACAUUCAUUAUCUUCAUGAUCUUGCUAAGCAGCGGAGCUCUGGCCUUUGAAGAUAUUUACAUAGAACAGAGAAAGACCAUACGGACAUGCUUGGAGUAUGCUGACAAAGUCUUCACCUACAUAUUUAUCCUUGAAAUGUUAUUGAAAUGGUGCGCCUAUGGAUUUGUGAAGUUCUUCACUAAUGCCUGGUGCUGGCUGGAUUUCCUCAUUGUAGCAGUCUCUUUAGUCAGCCUUAUAGCUAAUGCCCUGGGCUACUCGGAACUAGGUGCCAUUAAAUCCCUUAGGACACUGAGAGCUUUGAGGCCUUUAAGAGCGUUGUCACGAUUUGAGGGGAUGAGGGUGGUUGUGAACGCCUUGGUGGGCGCUAUCCCAUCCAUUAUGAAUGUGUUGUUGGUCUGCCUUAUCUUCUGGCUGAUUUUCAGCAUAAUGGGGGUUAAUCUUUUUGCUGGGAAGUACCAUUACUGCUAUAACGAAACAGCUGAAGAAAUCUUCGAUAUAGAAACUGUCAACAACCGGACAGACUGUGAGAGACUUAUGGACCCCAAUUCAACAGAGAUCCGGUGGAAGAAUGUAAAGAUUAACUUUGACAAUGUCGGUGCAGGAUACCUGGCUCUUCUGCAAGUUGCAACCUUUAAGGGCUGGAUGGACAUAAUGUAUGCAGCAGUAGAUUCUAGAAAGCAAGAGCAGCAGCCCAAGUAUGAGGACAAUAUCUAUAUGUACAUCUACUUUGUCAUCUUCAUCAUCUUUGGAUCAUUCUUCACCUUGAACCUCUUCAUCGGUGUCAUUAUUGACAACUUCAAUCAGCAAAAGAAAAAGUUUGGAGGUCAGGAUAUCUUCAUGACAGAGGAGCAGAAGAAAUAUUACAAUGCUAUGAAAAAACUAGGUUCCAAGAAACCUCAAAAGCCUAUUCCUAGGCCUUUGAAUAGAGUCCAAGGAGCUGUCUUUGACUUUGUCACCCAGCAAGCAUUUGACAUACUAAUCAUGUUGCUCAUCUGCCUCAACAUGGUAACCAUGAUGGUAGAGACUGACACGCAGAGCAAGCAGAUGGAGGAGAUCCUGUACUGGAUCAACCUUGUCUUUGUUAUGUUUUUCACUUGCGAGUGUGUGCUGAAAAUGUUUGCCUUGCGCCACUACUACUUCACUAUUGGCUGGAAUAUUUUUGAUUUUGUGGUUGUGAUUCUCUCCAUUGUGGGUAUGUUCUUGGCCGAAAUCAUAGAGAAAUACUUUGUGUCACCGACUCUCUUCAGAGUAAUCCGCCUGGCCCGCAUUGGCCGUAUCCUGCGCCUGAUCAAAGGAGCCAAAGGGAUCCGCACCCUGCUUUUUGCCUUAAUGAUGUCUUUGCCUGCCUUGUUCAACAUUGGCCUCCUGCUCUUCCUAGUUAUGUUUAUUUUUUCCAUCUUUGGGAUGUCGAACUUCGCCUAUGUCAAGCACGAAGCUGGCAUUGAUGACAUGUUCAACUUCGAGACUUUCGGCAAUAGUAUGAUUUGCUUAUUCCAAAUCACUACCUCAGCUGGGUGGGAUGGCUUGCUCUUGCCCAUCCUAAACCGGCCUCCAGAUUGUGAUUUGGAUAAAGAACAUCCUGGGAGUGGCUUCAAAGGUGACUGUGGGAAUCCUUCAGUAGGAAUCUUUUUCUUUGUCAGUUACAUCAUUAUCUCCUUUCUGAUUGUGGUAAACAUGUACAUUGCCAUCAUUCUGGAAAACUUCAGUGUGGCUACAGAAGAAAGUGCUGACCCGCUGAGUGAAGAUGAUUUUGAGACGUUCUACGAGAUCUGGGAGAAGUUUGACCCUGAUGCCACACAGUUCAUAGAGUACUGCAAACUGGCAGACUUUGCCGAUGCUUUGGAGCAUCCUCUCCGUGUCCCUAAGCCCAACACCAUUGAACUCAUCGCCAUGGAUUUGCCGAUGGUGAGCGGGGACAGGAUCCACUGCUUGGACAUCCUAUUUGCCUUCACCAAACGGGUAUUGGGUGAUAGUGGUGAACUGGACAUCCUGAGGCAGCAGAUGGAAGAGAGGUUUGUGGCUUCUAAUCCUUCCAAAGUGUCUUAUGAGCCUAUCACGACCACACUGCGGCGAAAGCAGGAAGAGGUCUCUGUGGUGGUCAUCCAAAGGGCUUACAGGGCCCGCUUAAUAAGGAGGGGCUUUAUUUACCGAAAGAAUGUCUCCAAUAAGAUGGAAAAUGGGGGGACAAACAGAGAGAAAAAAGAAGGCACCCCAUCCACAGCAUCCCUUCCAUCCUAUGACAGUGUAACUAAGCCCGAAAAAGAAAAACAGCAGGCUGAAGAAGGGAGACGGGAAAAGGCAAAAAGACAAAAAGAUGUCAGGGAAGCCAAAUGUUGAGAUGAUCCGCACUAAUAAUAACUGUAGAAAACUUGUGAGCAGAAAAGAUUGUUUACAAACUUCCUGAUAAAAAUAUAUAACAAUAGCGAACAGCUGUGGAGACACUUUACCUGAAGAUCUUAUACCAAACAUAGUCUGCUUACUGUGUGACCAUGUUGCAUCUCAAAGCAGUGAUCUACCACCUGUUUAAAAGACCCAUCUAGACAAAUAUAUUAAAAAAAAAAACCGGAAACAAUACAAAGGCGAAAAAAGGAUUUUAUACUGUUUGGGCAGGUGGAUACUGCAUGUUCCACGUCAGUCAAUGCAACUUAGGACAAACAAGCAAAAUAAAACAC
Euleptes europaea (tarantolino) is the source of this 6435-nucleotide messenger RNA. RefSeq names its product sodium voltage-gated channel alpha subunit 8 (gene SCN8A). Gene Ontology annotation, molecular function: protein binding; voltage-gated sodium channel activity. Gene Ontology annotation, cellular component: axon; voltage-gated sodium channel complex; plasma membrane. The record is from RefSeq and is a predicted model, not a curated record. The transcript is spliced from 27 exons. NCBI's taxonomy places the organism in Eukaryota, Metazoa, Chordata, Lepidosauria, Squamata, Sphaerodactylidae. Gene Ontology annotation, biological process: neuronal action potential; sodium ion transmembrane transport; membrane depolarization during action potential. The coding region runs from base 143 to 6100 and encodes 1985 amino acids.